Messenger RNA from Episyrphus balteatus (marmalade hoverfly), 3294 nucleotides. It is a transcript of the gene unc-45, whose product is annotated as protein unc-45 homolog B. The record is from RefSeq and is a predicted model, not a curated record. Bases 268 to 3099 code for a protein of 943 amino acids. The transcript has 3 exons. Gene Ontology annotation, molecular function: Hsp90 protein binding. NCBI's taxonomy places the organism in Eukaryota, Metazoa, Arthropoda, Insecta, Diptera, Syrphidae.
UCCUUUUCAAUAUUCCUAAAAUAGAAUUUUUCUCUUUUUUGAGAAAAUAGUAAAAAAUAUUUUUAUCCACACGUGAAGAUUCAAAGAAAGUUCUUUUCUAAUUUCUACCUCAAUCCAGAAGCUUCUUGCAUUUUUCUCUGACGAAACGAACAAAAUAUUUUAUAAAUUCAAACGAUUUCGCUAUCCGGUGAUUCAUUUUUAUUUAACAAGAAGUCUUGGUUGGUUAAACUAAAAAGAAAUUUAAUUUUUUCCAAAAAGAACAAGAAAAUGACAAAUUCCGAAGCGGAUUUAGCAUUAACCUACAAAGAUAAAGGCAAUGAUGCAUUCAAAAAAGAACUCUGGGAGGAUGCCAUCAAAUAUUAUUCAGAAGCAAUUAAAUCUGGUGAGAAACAUAAAGAUUUAGCAAUCUUCUAUAAGAAUCGAGCUGCUGCUUAUUUGAAAAAGAACGAAUUUACAAAAGCCAUUGACGAUUGCACUGAGUCAUUGCGAUUAGCGCCAAAUGACCCCAAAGCACUAUUUCGACGUUUUCAGGGUUAUGAAGGUUUGCAAAAGUAUGAAGAAGCCUAUCGAGAUGCUAUGGAAUUGUUUAAAGCCGAUCCCGGCAACAAGGCAGUUCAACCUGCAUUGGCUAGGUUGCAUGUCAUAGUGCAGGAACGUGCCCAGAAGAAUGCUCAAACAUCCACAAAGGUUAGUCAGAUGUGUGAGUUGGCCUUUGAUGUGGCAACUCCUUUAGACAAACGUCGUAAUGCCGUGAACAAUUUGCUUGUUCUGGCCAAAGAAGAAGUUGGAGCUGAUUUGAUAACAAAACAAGGUGUUAUCAAGAAGAUUGCCAGUCUAGCCAAGACUGAGAAGGACCAACAAAUCUAUGUGAACAUAAUCCGUGUCAUUGCUGAACUCUGUAACAAGAGUGUUGACCGGACAAAGAUCGUUCUCACAGAACUGGGAGUCCCAUGGUUCUUGCAAGUUUUGGAUAGUACAAAUGAGGAACGUGUAUCUGCCGCACAGUACUGUCUUCAAACUAUUCUGAAUUCACUUUCAGGAAUGGAGAAUAAGGUAGAUAGUAAACCAGAUGCUGAACUUUGUAAAAAGUAUCAAAAAGAAAUCGAUACUUUGUUGACUUGUUUGGUAUACACUAUCACUGAUCGGACAAUUUCUGGCCAAGCCAGAGAUGCUGUUAUAGAACUUCUUACUCGGAAUGUUCAUUAUACUGCUUUGUCAUGGGCUGAAAGAAUGGUUGAGAUUAGGGGGCUGCAUAGGCUGUUGGAUGUUUGUUCAGAAUUGGAAGAGUAUAAGUACGAAAGUGCCAUGUCCAUAACACCAUCUUCAAAGACUGUUGCAUCGGUAUGCUUGGCAAGGAUCUAUGAGAAUAUGUACUACGAUGAUCUGAAGUUGAAGUUUUCCAAUCAGAUUGAUGAAUAUGUCAAGGAUAAGCUACUGGAUCCUGAUUUGGAGUCAAAAGUUCGAGUUAUUGUGGCUUUAACUUCGUUGUUGAAUUCUACAUUGGAUGUUGGUAAUAGCAUUGUUGGACGAGAAGGUAUCUUACAGAUGAUUCUUGUCAUGGCCACCACGGAAGAUGUUUUGCAACAGAAAGUUGCAUGUGAAUGCAUUGUUGCUGCAUCAUCAAAGAAGGACAAAGCCAAGGCUCUUUGUACUCAAGGUGUUGAUAUACUCAAGAAACUCUAUCACUCCAAAGAUGAUGGAAUUAGAGUUCGUGCUUUGGUUGGUUUGUGCAAAUUGGGAAGCUAUGGUGGUCAAGAUGCUAGUAUUCGUCCAUUUGCCGAUGGAGCAACUAAGAAACUAGCUGAAGCAUGUCGUCGUUUUUUGGUCAAACCAGGAAAGGAUAAGGAUAUUCGUAAAUGGGCUGCUGAUGGUCUUGCCUAUCUUACACUCGACGCUGAAGUGAAGGAGAAAUUGAUUGAAGAUCAACCUGCAAUUCAAGCUUUGAUUGAAAUAGCAAGAGCCGGAGAUCAAUCAUGUCUUUAUGGAGUGGUAACGACUUUUGUAAAUUUGUGUAAUGCCUAUGACAAGCAAGAGCUUCUUCCUGAGAUGGUGGAAUUGGCUAAAUUUGCCAAACAUCAUAUCCCCGAAGAGCACGAACUUGAUGAUCCAGAUUUUAUAAAUAAACGUAUCAUGACACUGGCCAAUCAAGGUAUCACGACUGCAUUGUGUGCUUUGGCAAAGACUGAAAGUCACAAUUCACAGGAACUUAUUGCAAGAGUAUUGAAUUCCCUUUGCAGUUUGCAAGAUGUUCGUGGAAAGGUUGUUCAGGAUGGUGGUGUAAAGACUCUGCUCAAACUUGCCUUAGAAGGCACUGAAAAGGGCAAGAGACAAGCAUCUCAGGCACUUGCUCGUAUUGGUAUAACAAUUAAUCCAGAAGUGGCGUUUGCUGGUCAACGUGCCCAUGAUGUGAUUCGUCCUUUGUUGAAUCUAUUGCAUCAAGAUUUCACAGCUUUGGAGAAUUUCGAAUCCCUAAUGGCAUUGACAAAUUUGGCUGCAAUGAAUGAGAGCGUUCGCAAGAGGAUCAUUACAGAGCAAGGUCUGUCGAAGAUUGAAUUCUAUCUGAUGGAAGAUCAUGUCUAUUUGGUUCGAGCUGCUGCCCAGUGUGUAUGCAAUUUGGUUAUGUCUCCAGACAUUGUUGAAAUGCAUGAAAAAGAAAACGAUCGAGUGAAAUUCUUGUGUCUUCUCUGCGAAGAAGAAGAUGAAGAUACAGCCAAAGCAACCGCAGGUGCCUUAGCAAUGCUCACAUCGGUGAGCAAGAAAUGUUGUGAGAAAGUUCUACAAAAUCCCAAAUGGUUGGAUAAUUUGCACACAUUGAUUGCAAAUCCUAGUCCUGAAGUUCAACAUCGUGGUGUGGUUGUAAUUUUGAAUAUGAUCAAUGCUGGUGAAGAUAUUGCUUCGAAAUUAUUUGAAACUGAUAUUAUGGAAUUGUUGAAUGGUUUAGCACAACUGCCUGAUGAUACAAGAGCUAAAGCACGUGAGGUUGCAGCACAGUGUUUGGUAGCCGCUGAAAAGUAUAAAAUAAUUGAGAAAUCAGAUAAUGUAGAGAUUCCGGAUGUUUUUGCGCAAGCCAAGGCAUUGGAAGAGCUCGAGGAGGAUUAAAGUGUUCUUUUUUAAUUUUUUCGUUUGAGUAUUAGAUACAUAGUUUUUUUUUCACAAUUUUAUUAUAUAUUCAACAUCGAAGUUUUUUCUUUGUCGUACUUAUUUAAUUUUUUUAAACUUCAUGUUGUCUUUUUUCAUUAAAAAUUGUUUUUUGAGUUUAUGCGAACAAAUAUAUAUUUAUAAAGUUUUUUCUAA